Messenger RNA from Gasterosteus aculeatus aculeatus (three-spined stickleback), 1814 nucleotides. The record is from RefSeq and is a predicted model, not a curated record. NCBI's taxonomy places the organism in Eukaryota, Metazoa, Chordata, Actinopteri, Perciformes, Gasterosteidae.
AUCUGUAGUUUGGUUCUUUGACAUUGAAUGUAAUCCAAUGAGACACAAAGCUCUUAAUUGUCUUCCAGGAUGAAGCGAUCCACGUUCCUGCUGCUGUUGGCCGUCGCUCUGAGCGCCUGCCGGGCUCAGCCCGACGCCGGAGGCGAGGAGGCGGCCGGCGAGGACGAGCACGUGGAGCUCUUCACCACGCCCGCCGCCAAGAUGGCCGCCGCCACCUCAAACUUUGGCUACAAUCUGUUCCGCGCCAUGGCGAGCCGCGAUGCCGGCGCCAACGUCUUCCUGGCCCCCAUCAGCGUGUCGGCGGCGCUGACGCAGCUCUCCAUGGGGGGGUCUGAGCAGGCUCAAAGGCAGCUGUUCAGGGCCCUGAGGUACCACAGCCUCCAGGACCCUCAGCUCCACAACACCCUGAAAGACCUGCUGGUCUCCGUCAGGACGCCUGGAAAAGGCCUGAGCACGGCCGCUCGCAUCUACAUGGCAAGACGACGUGUGAAGCAGGACUUCCUCUCGCUCGUGGAGCAGCAGUACGGAGUCCGUCCAAAGGUGCUGCAGGGAGGGAACAAAGACGUGAAGGAAAUCAACGACUGGGUGGCUCGGGAGACCAGCGGGAAGGUGCAGCGCCUCCUGGAAAAGCCCCUACCCUCGAACUCCGGGGUGAACCUCGUGAGCGCCGCUUACUUCAAAGGGAAGUGGGUGACUCGCUUCGGUCAGAGCGGCGCCAUGGAGAACUUCCAGGUGGAUGGCGGGGCACCCGUCCGCGUUCCCAUGAUGCAACAGGACAACUACCCGGUGAAGAUUGGCGUGGACUCAGAUCUGAGCUGCACGAUUGCUCAGAUUCCGAUGCAGGACGGCGUCAGCAUGUUCGUCUUCCUGCCAGAUGACGUGACCUCCAACACGACCCUGCUGGAGGAGAGUCUAACUGCUGAGUUUGUCCAAGACCUCUCCAUGACGCUGCACCCUGCUCAAGUGUCCCUCUCUCUGCCGGACCUGAAGCUCAGCUACUCCACCGACCUGCUGCCGCUGCUGGGCGACCUGGGUCUGUCUGAAUGGCUAGCCAACACGGACCUGGGAAAGAUCUCAAAUCAGCGCCUCAAGCUCAGCAGCGUCAAACACAAGGUUGUCAUGGAGACGGCGCCCGAGGGCAACAAGUACCCAGGUGCCGCCUCAGUGACUCACCUGUCCUACCGGGUGGACCGGCCCUUCCUCUACCUGAUCCGGGAUGAGGGGUCGGGGGCUGUGCUCUUCAUCGGCAGGGUGGUCAACCCCAAGGACCUGACCAUAUAACACAACCAGUAACCCAACACCUCUACACGCCUGACCCCAACCCUGAACCCCUCCAUCAUACCUGUUCACGCAUGAACAUUAAAACCAAGUCUGAACACCCAAACAGACAUUUGAAGUGAGUGCCGAUAAAAACGUCCUCACGCUGAAGGUCUAAAUCGUGGUUCUACUCCAACACACUUCUCCUGACUACAACGCGUUGUUUGGCAUCAUCCUAACUGUCCAACAAACCUCAUUAGUCUGAACCCUCAAACAAGCCUUUGAAUCGAGGUCCGGUCAAAAUAUCCCUACUGGUCCUCGCACGGCUACAUGUACGAGUACACACACACACACACACACUCUUAGCAGGUCUAGGAGGGAUUUCAGGUGUUUGCUUUGCAUCUCUGGUGGCCGAUAUUAUGCAAGUGUAUUUGAGUUUUUAUCUUUUCUUUUAACACACAGAGAAUAAUCUGAGCAAGCAAAAGGGUUUUUUUUCUGAAAAAAAAGAAAAUAUGGUAAUUUGUGUCAGUAGCAAUAAAUCGAUAGUUAACGAAACA